UCUGGUCUUUCUCAUUCAGUUGCCAUAUUGUUUGGACUACAACUACUAAACGUCGAGACUUGGCAAGAGGCUAUAAGGCAUUUAUUUUGCUGGUCUAAGCCUCAUUAAUUGCAGAGUGUUCUGUUUCUUCAAUCUUAACCAGUAAUACUAUCGAACUGUAACUAUUUCUGGCAUACCUUAAGUUCAAAGAGGAUAUGAGGACUAGAUAUCUUGGUGGGUUAUGUUUGAUUAUUCUUUGCAUGGGUUCCCUGUGCUUUGGAGUUACAGGGGUGACAAACACCAACGAUGUUUCUUCCCUGAAUCUCAUAAGAUUGCUGUGGGAAAAUACGGAGCCACCAAGCUGGAUUAGUGGCACAGAUCCUUGUGACUCUCAGUGGGAUGGAGUGACCUGCACAGAUGGUCGCAUAACCUCACUAAUAUUAUCAAGUGUGGGGCUGAAGGGAUCUCUCUCAAAUCAAAUCGGUUCUCUGAGUGCACUUCAAACUUUGGAUUUGUCCUACAACACAGAAUUGACCGGAAGGCUACCAGGUAGUAUAGGAAACUUGGUCUCCUUGAAAAUUCUGAUGAUGAUCGGGUGCAAUUUCAUUGGACAAAUACCAAGUGCAUUGGGGAACCUGACUAAUCUUAGUUUUUUGGCUUUGAAUUCGAAUAAAUUCACAGGUCCGAUUCCUGCAACUCUGGGUAAGUUGACCAAUCUGGAAUGGCUUGAUCUUGCUGACAAUCAACUUGCUGGGAGUCUUCCAGUCUCCAAUUCUACGCAAUCUGGAUUAGACAAACUUGUUAAUGCAAAUCACUUCCAUUUCAAUCUAAACAAUCUCUCAGGCACCAUUCCGCCUGUACUCUUCAGCGGGAAUAUGAAUCUGCUUCAUGUACUAUUUGACAGUAAUGAGUUUGAAGGACAAAUCCCCUCUACUUUGGGACUUGUAACCAGUUUGACUGUCUUGAGGCUUGACAGAAACCAGAUAACAGGUUCAAUUCCGUCCAACAUCAGCAACCUAGUAAGCCUCGAAGAACUGAAUCUAUCAAAUAAUAGACUAAAUGGUACCAUACCAGAUUUAUCUACACUAACUGGACUCGGAUACAUAGACUUGAGCAACAAUUCCUUCAAUUCAGCCACAGUUCCUUCUUGGCUAACCAACACACAAAAGUUGACCACCAUAGUCAUGGAUAAUUGCAGCAUAGCUGGACAAAUUUCCUCAACAAUUUUUAGUCUGCCAGCACUUGAAACAGUACGAAUGAAAAGCAACCGGUUGAAUGGAACAGUAACAAUUAGCGCCACUAAUUCGAAUCAAGUGCGAUGGAUAGACCUUAGAAAUAACAGUAUAGCUCAAGCAGUUGUCCAAGACAAUACUACUACUUUAUGGAUUGCAGGAAACCCAGCUUGUAACUCAGGAUCUAGUCUUUCAAGCUCUGAAUCAUGUCAAAACAUGGUGCAAGUGAAAAGCUAUGAAACAGUUACGGCACAAUGUGGGAACAAAAAUUGCCCUGGAGAACUGAAGCACAAUCCCAAGACAUGCAAGUGCCAACAACCUUAUAAGGGUCAAAUGGUAUUUAGGGCUCCCUCAUUUUCAGAUAUUACAGAUACACAGAGAUUCAAAGGCUUGGAGAACGAUCUUAUAGCCAAAUUGGGUGUAGAUACAGUCUAUCUCUGUUGCCUUAAUUUUGAUAGCACCCAGUAUCUGAUUGCAACAGUGCAGUUUUUUCCAGCGGAUUCUAAGUUCUUUACUCGGUCAGAGGUUAAUCAGAUUGGUUUCAAACUAAGCAAUCAAGUUUAUAAACCUCCAACGGAAUUCGGGCCCUAUUUAUUUAUGGCAACUCCAUACAUCAUCGGGUCUGAAGAAUCUAGCAAAGGUAUAAGUUCAGCUGUAAUUGCUGGAAUAGCUGUUGGAGCUGUUGUUUUGGCUCUUGCGGUCAUUGUUGUAGGAUUUUAUGCACUGAGGCAAAGGAAAAGAGCAGAGAAGGCCAUAGAAAUACACAAACCCUUCGCCUCAUGGGGAGCCAGUAGCAUGGAUGAUGGAAACGCCCCUAAACUGAAAGGCGCCAGAUGGUUUUCUUUUGCUGAAUUAAAGGAGGCUACAAAUAAUUUCUCUGAAAGUAAUGAAAUUGGCUCGGGAGGAUAUGGAAGGGUAUAUAGGGCAGUGUUGCCAGAAGGUGAAAUGGUAGCUAUCAAAAGGGCCCAGGAGGGGUCAUUACAAGGUGGAGCCGAGUUCAAAAAUGAGAUUGAGCUCCUGUCCCGGGUUCACCAUAAAAACUUGGUGGGGCUGAUUGGAUUUUGCACUGAAAAGGGAGAACAGAUGCUAGUGUACGAGUAUAUCCCCAAUGGAACUCUUAGAGAAAAUCUCAUUGGUGAACUUACACUGGACUGGGCGAGAAGGCUACAAAUAGCACUGGGUUCUGCCAAGGGAUUGAACUAUCUACAUGAGCUUGCCAAUCCACCCAUCAUACACAGAGACAUCAAGUCCACUAACAUAUUGCUGGAUGAGUAUCUGAAUGCCAAAGUUGCAGAUUUUGGUCUGUCCAAGUUGGUUGCUGAUGGAGGUGUAAAUGCUGGAGGCAAAAGCCACGUGUCAACUCAAGUCAAAGGAACACUGGGAUACUUGGAUCCAGAAUACUACAUGACCCAGCAGCUCAGUGAGAAAAGCGAUGUGUACAGUUUUGGUAUUGUUUUGCUGGAGCUGAUUACAGCGCGACUCCCCAUUGAAGGAGGGAAAUACAUAGUUCGACUGGUGAAGGAGGCCUUGGACAGUGGAGGUAUAGCAUGGUUGCAAGAGGAUUUAAUGGACCCUGCAUUAAAACAGGACAACCUUACAGGGUUUGGGGAGUUCUUAGGUUUAGCCUUGAGCUGCGUUAAGGAAUUGGGUGCCGAAAGACCCAGCAUGAGAGGAGCAGUGAAGGAACUGGAGUCCAUUGUAGAAAUGCAAGGUCCAUAUAGCUCCGUUAAAGACAGUCCAGAAAGCGACCCUAUUGUUGUAAAAGGGACUCGGAAGUUGUAUGAUGAAGAUGAUGAAGAAAUUUCCAUGGUUUUACCUGGGCAAGGGAAAGACAAUCAUAGAAACUUGUUUGAAUAUAGUGGAGCUUAUCAGGUGUCCGGCACCAUAGAACCCAAGUAGCUUGUGGUUCUUAGGGCUCUUGGGGCUGUUGUAUAGUAUAAUUUAUUUUUAUUGUUUUUGAAAAGUGUGUAUUGAUUUUUUCUACUCGGAUGUUACCAAAUUGAAUACAAUAGAUGUUGU
Messenger RNA from Cryptomeria japonica (Japanese cedar), 3230 nucleotides. RefSeq names its product leucine-rich repeat receptor protein kinase HPCA1. The transcript is spliced from 18 exons. NCBI's taxonomy places the organism in Eukaryota, Viridiplantae, Streptophyta, Pinopsida, Cupressales, Cupressaceae. The record is from RefSeq and is a predicted model, not a curated record. Gene Ontology annotation, molecular function: protein binding; ATP binding; protein kinase activity. The coding region runs from base 195 to 3110 and encodes 971 amino acids. Gene Ontology annotation, biological process: protein phosphorylation.